AUGUCUACAGCAGUAUUAAAGAGUCCCUUACAAAAAUCAUUAAAAAUUGCCUUAAUUCAAUUAAAGGCAGGAGCUGAUAAGGCUGCUAAUUUAGCUAAAGUAACUAAAUAUAUUGAUCAAGCAGUUAAAACUUCAACUGUUGGAACUCUUGAUUUGGUUAUGUUACCUGAAUGUUUUAAUAGUCCUUAUGCGGUAGAUCAAUUCCGUAAUUAUGCAGAAAUAAUUCCUUCUGGUGAAACCACUUCUGUAUUAUCUGAAUUAGCUAAAAAAUAUGGUAUAUUCAUAGUUGGAGGUUCAAUUCCUGAAUUAGAUGGUGAAAAAGUAUAUAACACAUCUUUAACAUUUGAUCCUUCAGGUAAGAUAAUAGCUAAACAUCGUAAAGCUCAUUUAUUUGAUAUUGAUAUUCCUAAUGGGAUUACCUUUAAGGAAUCAAUUAGUUUAAGUGGUGGUGAUAAAGCUACCGUAUUUAAAUUAGGUGAUUUUGGUAAUGUUGGUUUAGGUAUUUGUUAUGAUAUUCGAUUCCCAGAAUUAGCAUUAAUUGCUUCACGUCAUCCUCAUAAUUCAUUUGCUAUGUUUUAUCCGGGAGCUUUUAAUACUACAACUGGUCCUUUACAUUGGCAUGUAUUAGCAAGAUCUAGAGCUAUAGACAAUGAAGUAUAUACAGUGUUAUGUAGUCCAGCUAGAGAUGUAGAAGGUGGAGGAUAUCAAGCAUAUGGACACUCUUUAGUUGUUGAUCCCUUUGGAAAAAUUAUUGCUGAAGCUGGUGAAGGUGAAGAAAUCUUAUUUGCUGAAUUAGAUAAGGAUUUAUUACCAAAAGCUAGAGAAUCAAUUCCAGUUCAUUAUCAAAGAAGAUUUGAUAUCUAUGAAGACUUUGUGGGUAAAGAAAAGGCUAAAGUUAGCGAUUUAUAG
Molecule: messenger RNA, 909 nt
Organism: Scheffersomyces amazonensis
Lineage: Eukaryota; Fungi; Ascomycota; Pichiomycetes; Serinales; Debaryomycetaceae
Gene: NIT3
Product: putative hydrolase
Exons: 1
Coding region: 1-909 (302 amino acids)
Biological process (GO): oxaloacetate metabolic process; L-glutamine metabolic process
Cellular component (GO): mitochondrion
Molecular function (GO): omega-amidase activity
Source: RefSeq, a predicted model, not a curated record